AACGUGCAUAUUUUGUCUUUUCAAAACAGCGUCUUGUUUGUAGCUUCCUGAAUAGAGAUUUUCAUCGUUAACUCUCAACAGUCUACAAGUUCAAUAUCAUUUGAGCAAGUGUUAAUAGACUUAUUUCGUGUACACUACAAUUUCAACAAAAAUUAUGGAAAUCUUAGAGGCUAAAGUAACUUCUUCAGGCCAUUAUUCUGUACAUCUUAACUGGUCUUCCUCUCUGCUUCAGUUCAAAUAUGAGCUUUUAUGUGAAACAGAGAGAAUCUAUACUGUGGUACAGAAAAUCGAGGGUAAUAUUGCAGAAAAGGACAAGUGGCAGAUUGCAUAUAUAGGAUAUGGUGAACAUACAGUUGUGACGAAUCUUAAUCCAAGUCAAGAGUACCUGUUUAGAAUUCGAUUUCAUCGAAGUGAUGAUGUUUACUCUGCCUGGUCACCUUCAACAAAAGCCAUCACAGAAAAAGAACCAUACUAUGGUGAGAACUUACAUGAUGCUGUGAGCCAACAGGAAUUUCAAGAAAUUCAUAAUGUGUUGCAAUCUGGAAAUGUCAAAAUUGAUGUGCCAGAUAAUGAAGGUCUAAGUGCAUUAAUGAAUACAGCAAGACAAGGCCAAACUGAAAUUAUGAAAAUACUCUUGUCCUUUAAUGCUUCUGUUAAUGCUAAAGAUGAUAGUGGGAAAACAGCUUUAAUGCAUGCCUGUAUCCAUGGUCAGCUGGCAGCUGUGAAGAUCCUGGUCCAAAAUGGUGCACUCUAUGAAGAUUUUGAUUUGGGUGGGUCUGCUCCAUUGCAUCAUGCUGUUGAUAGCUGUGACUGUGACCUAAUUGAAUGGAUGAUCAGGAAUGGAGCAGAUGUGAACAUUCGAGAUAAAAAUGCUCACUGGACUCCAUUGAUGCGAUGUGCUUCUCUACAUGGUAACAAAUUAAUUGCUCUUACAUUGAUUCGCAAUGGAGCUGACAUUGAUCUCAGGGAUAUUGAUGGCAAGACUUGCUUAAUGAUUGCUGUCAUCAAUGGCUAUCAAACGUUGGUGGAAGUUCUCUUGGAAAACAAUGCUAAUAUUGUAAUAUACAAUAAGAAUGGUCAUACUGCAUAUAAAUUGGCCAUGUCACUUGAAAAAGAUUCAAUAAUAGAGAGCCUGAUGAAAUUUAUGGAAAAGCAUAAAAUUGAGUGUUGCUAAGAAGUCAAGGUGUAAAGUGAACAUUGCACAACUUAUGAAAUUUAGAAUUGUGAUAACAAGCUGGAAGUGGAGUUGGAGUGGCCUUUCCAUAUCUUUCUUUAUUUCUGUGUCUUUAUAUCUUACAAUUCAAUGUGCACAUGCAAUGGACAGAAUCACCUUUUGCCUGCUUUGUCUCUCUUAAAUAAUCUACUGGACAUUGGUGAGAGUGUUACAUCUCUGUAAUUAGACCUGUGCUUCUGAAACAUAUGACUUCAGUGUCACUGAAUCUUGUAUACUUUUCUAUCCUCAAAAACUCAAAGUUGAACAGAAGUAGACAACUUUCUUGGGACAACUUGACCUGUAAUAUAAUUCUAUCCUGUAAAAUUCUUACAAAACCAAUUGAAACAAUUUUAACAUAUUCCAAUAGUAUUGUUGGAAAUAAAGUUAUUUUUCUUCACUAAUAAACUACCAUACUCCUCUGGAA
Messenger RNA from Octopus sinensis (East Asian common octopus), 1637 nucleotides. RefSeq names its product fibronectin type 3 and ankyrin repeat domains protein 1-like. Gene Ontology annotation, cellular component: nucleus. Gene Ontology annotation, biological process: regulation of apoptotic process. The transcript has 11 exons. The record is from RefSeq and is a predicted model, not a curated record. Gene Ontology annotation, molecular function: protein binding. Bases 155 to 1174 code for a protein of 339 amino acids. NCBI's taxonomy places the organism in Eukaryota, Metazoa, Mollusca, Cephalopoda, Octopoda, Octopodidae.